UUUAAGAGCUACGCCCUCUCCGGUUGCUUCUACCACUCGUAUCUGGCAACGCGCACAGAACCCACUGUGUCGUCACUGAGGUCAGCGAGACAGAGCGAAGAUGGCGACCGCCUACGAGAGAUAUAAUUUGCACACAACUCCAGAGAAGUUCUUCAUCGAGGCCUGUGAUGAGGGGGCAGAUGCUGUGCUGGCGAUCGACAGGGUUUCUAAUGAGAUGACCCUCACAGGUAAAAAGGAUGUCCCUCCCUCAGCCGUCACCAGGCCGAUAUGUGGCAUCAUGGGAACCAUUCGCCUGGUUGCAGGUAUGUACCUGAUCGUCAUCACCAGGAAGAGGAAUGUGGGCAGCCUCCUGGGCCACGCCGUGUGGAAGGUCGUGGACUUUGAAGUGAUCUCAUACAAGAAGACGGUGCUGCACUUGUCAGAGAUACAGUCACAGGAGAAUAAGACCUUCCUGUCGAUGAUUAACAACGUGCUGACCACGGACGGCUUCUACUUCUGCACCGAUUACGACCUGACGCACACGCUGCAGCGGCUCGCCAACACCAGCCCCGACUUCCAGGAGAUGAGUCUGCUGGAGAGGGCAGAUCAGAGGUUUGUGUGGAAUGGGAAUCUCCUGAGAGAACUGGCCGCACAGCCAGAGCUUCACAGGUUUGCACUCCCUGUCGUCCAUGGAUUCAUCGUCAUCAAGCCCUGCCGUAUAAACGGGAAGAUCUUUGAGUGGAUCCUCAUUUCCAGGAGAAGCUGCUUCCGCGCCGGAGUCAGAUACUACGUCCGAGGCAUCGACUCUGAAGGUCACGCCGCUAACUUUGUGGAGACCGAGCAGAUCGUCUUGUACGAGGGAGCAAAGGCUUCAUUUGUGCAGACACGAGGCUCCAUGCCUUUCUACUGGAGUCAGAGGCCCAACCUCAAAUACAAGCCUAAGCCCAUCAUCAGCAAAACCCCCAGUCACUUGGAUGCUUUCCAGAGCCAUUUUGACUCUCAGCUGCUCAUCUAUGGGAAGCAAACCAUCCUCAACCUGGUGAAUCAGAAGGGCUCAGAGAAGCCUCUAGAACAGGCUUUUGCCAAGAUGGUGUCGGAGAUGAACAACGGUAUGCUCAACUACUUCCCCUUCGACUUCCACAAAGAGUGCAGCCACAUGCGAUGGGACCGCCUGCAGAUCUUAGUGGACGCCGUCAGUGAGGCACAAGAAGAAUACAGUUACUUCAUGGUGAACUCGGAGGGGAAGACGGUGGCGCAGCAGAGAGGAGUCUUCCGCAGUAACUGCAUGGACUGCCUGGACAGGACCAACGUCAUCCAGAGUCUGCUGGCCCGACGCUCCCUACAGUCACAGCUGCAGAGAGUCGGGGUUCUGAACGUGGGCCAGCAGAUUGAAGAACAGGUUGAGUUCGAGAAGGUCUACAAGAACGCAUGGGCUGACAAUGCCAACGCUUGUGCAGUACAGUACGCAGGAACUGGAGCUUUGAAAACAGACUUCACAAGGACGGGGAAGAGGACCCGAUGGGGGCUGCUGAUGGACGGAUGGAACUCCAUGAUUCGCUACUACAAGAACAACUUCUCUGACGGAUUCAGACAGGAUUCCAUCGACCUGUUUCUGGGUAACUUUGCUGUGGACGAGUCCGAUUGUCCCACGCCACUUCGUGUGCAGAAGGACUGGAAGUUCCUCACGCUGCCCAUUAUUAUGCUGGUGGCGUUUUCCAUGUGCAUCGUGUGUCUCCUCAUGGCCGGCGACACGUGGACGGAGACGGCGGCUUACGUGAUGUUCUGGGGCGCAGCGAGUGCCAUCACGGCCACCAUCAUCCUAUUCAACGGCCAAGACUUUGUGGACGCCCCCAAACUGGUUCACAAGGAGAAGAUGGACUAAGUUAUGGUGUGUGUGUGUGUGUGUGUAUGUGUGUGUGUAUGUGUGUGUGUGUGUGUGUGUGUGUGUGUGUGUGUGUGUGUGUGUGUGUGUGUGUGUGUGUGUGUGUGUGUGUGUGUGUGUGUGUGUGAGGAGCAGCUGGGUCCCACAGGCUCAUAUACCUCUUCAUUGACACCAUUUCCUGCCUCAUGUCUGGACUCGAGACCCGUCUGCUGCCUCCAUACUGCCGUCAGACUCUCUCUGUCAAGACACUACGGUUUUUCUCUCAGUCGUCUAUAGCACAUGUUACCUUCCUCUGGUACUGCACACACUCCUCGACGUGGUUUACAUUCCUCACACUGAGUCUUUAGCUGGGGGUUUGCUGCUGCUGCUGCUGCUUUGUUGGAUUUGUUGGCAUUAGCGUCUCAGAAAUGCAGACCGUCUACGAUGGAACAAGUUUCACGACUGCUCAUUUACCUUAUACGUUUAAAAUCCUAUGGGGAGAUGAUUGGGGGGGCGUGUGGUUUUAAAAUCAGUGCAGUAUUUUCCCUCAUAACUCGGAGACUAGAAUCGGGAUAUUUCACCAAAAGUACAAAUGUUAUAACGUGCAGUUUUAUAUCGUGCUUCAUCACUCACACAUCAUCCAAUCAGCCAGAGAAGAGCAGUGCAAAGCAGCUGUUGUAGCUGAAUGAUGGGUUGUGAAGCCUCGUUAUUAAUUGUAUUGUUUUCCCCCCCAAAUGUGUUGCCUCGAAACCGAUGAUGUUACAGCUUUCUGCUGCUGGAAAUGUGGUCGAGAGAGAAAAGAGAUGUUUAAAACCAAAAAAAACGGAGAGAAUAAGAAUAUGAAAUAAAGUAAAAGAAAAAAGUUUUAAUCAUAAUGUAAACUGACAUUUGGCGUUACAUGAAACUUUGAUUAUUGUAGCUUUACAGAUACGACGCAAUCGUACAUGUUUAUCAGAUAAUUGUGACCUUAAUUGUUUGUAAUUACUUAAUGAGCUGUAAAAUUCCCAGACGUGCACAUAUGUACGGUAUGUUUAAUAUUGACGAAUAUUGAGAAUGAGAGAGCACAAUUAUGUCUUCCCGUUCUUGUUGUUGUGAGUAUUUGUGGUUCAGUGCAUCCACUUUGGAGAACAACAACAUGGCAGUUUUAGGUCAAAGUUCAGAGCACAUUCAAACUCUCAAUCACUCAAGUCCAAAGUGCUACAUGUGCUUGAUAAAUUGUAAACAAAAUAAUGUCGUAUAGGUCAGUGAUUCACAGGGUCCAGCCUUGUGCUUGUUUCAGAAUAGUUGGGAGAGACUGGGACGAGACGGAGGACAAAAUCUCUAGUUAACUAUUUGACUCCAAUCUGUAAACGAAGAAAGAAGUGGACGAGCGCUGAUGCCGGGGCAGUCACAAGUCAAAUAACAGCUUUUUAAAGAACGGUUUCUCUUGCAUAAACUACUACUACACUUUACAUCCAAUAAUUGUCAGAAAAAUAGUGUAAAAUCUCAGUGUUUCCCCAAACCUCAACAUCGCAAACGUCCCUGUGUGUCUUAAUCUCAUCCACCUCUGCUGUGAUUGUGUCAGUUUUGCAAACCGCUCACACUCCUGCACCAAAAUAUCCAUAUCGAAAAGUACAAUAUUUGCAUCUAACAUACUUUUGAUGUGCAGGCGUGGAAGAUGCAGCCAGCAGCACCUCACUGAGCUAUGUAUGGGAAUAUAACAAAGAGAAAAAUGGUAAAAGAAAUGUAAUAUUUUCUUCCCGUCGUGUCGAUCUGCAGGUGUUACUAUGUAUUUGUUUUCAGGGUUUAUCCAUGUCGUCUAUACUGUCGAACCAGUUUUACCAUUUUCUCCACUAUCGCGUGUGUAAGUCAACAUAUUAAUAACCUGUACAGCCGUAAAACGUCUCGGUCCUGUGUGUUAUUUUUGUGGCAUUAUUAUUUUCUACCACUAGUUUCCAUGGAUGUAGCUGUGUGAUGCACAGGAGGAUUGUGUAUCUUGUGUAUCUUAACAUACCAUAAUAAUAACCAUGUGUUAGAGUGUUUGAUGUGCGGGUAUAAAGAGAUUCAGUCAGCAGCACCUUACUGAGCUAUGUUUGAAAAUGAAACACAGAGAUUAUGGUGAAAGGUGAACUCUUUUCUUUCUUUAAUGUACAGCUGUGGGUGUACAGUAGUCAGUCAUGAUGAGUAAUUAUAUUCAUUUAGAAACUGGGCCUUUUAUUUUGUCUAAGUUGUGCAGGUGAUAUGAAGACUAUUCCAAAGUUUUCUCUGACUGUAUUCACAGUUUGUCGUGGAACAUGUGCAUUAAAUUACAGUUUUCAGAGCCAGAAUAAAUCCAGUGGUUUCAGUAACUGUCAAUAAAAAAAUCCAAUGAACACA
Messenger RNA from Solea solea (common sole), 4195 nucleotides. RefSeq names its product SAC1 like phosphatidylinositide phosphatase a (gene sacm1la). Lineage: Eukaryota; Metazoa; Chordata; Actinopteri; Pleuronectiformes; Soleidae. The transcript is spliced from 20 exons. Bases 101 to 1861 code for a protein of 586 amino acids. The record is from RefSeq and is a predicted model, not a curated record. Gene Ontology annotation, molecular function: phosphatidylinositol-4-phosphate phosphatase activity. Gene Ontology annotation, biological process: phosphatidylinositol dephosphorylation. Gene Ontology annotation, cellular component: endoplasmic reticulum.